AUGAGGUACAUACACUCUGAAGAGACGCUGACCAUACCGGCCAAUGUUAAGGUACACAUCAGAUCCAGGAUAGUCAGUGUGGACGGUCCUCGAGGCAAGCUCGUUAAGGAUAUGUCCCAUCUCUCCGUCUGCUUCUCCCACCCAUCAAGAAACAUAAUCACCAUCGAACUACACCACGGCGCUCGCAAAAAUGUCGCCACACUGCGCACAGUCAAGAGCCUCAUCAACAACUUGAUCAUUGGGGUCACGAAGGGCUUCAAGUACAAGAUGCGAUACGUCUACGCGCAUUUCCCCAUCAACGUGAACAUCGAAAAAAAUUCUGAGACUGGCCUAUACGAUGUGGAGAUCCGAAACUUCAUUGGCGAGAAGAUCAUUCGACGAGUCACCAUGUUACCAGGCGUUGAUGUGGAAGCUUCAAAAAAUCAGAAAGACGAACUCCAGCUCACAGGCAACUCGUUAGAGAAUGUCUCUCAGAGCGCGGCGGACAUACAACAGAUAUGCCGGGUCAAGAAUAAGGAUAUCCGCAAGUUCUUGGAUGGUCUUUACGUCUCGGAGCGAGGGAACAUCGAGAAUGCAUCAUAA
Letharia columbiana is the source of this 582-nucleotide messenger RNA. RefSeq lists its product as uncharacterized. NCBI's taxonomy places the organism in Eukaryota, Fungi, Ascomycota, Lecanoromycetes, Lecanorales, Parmeliaceae. The transcript has 5 exons. Gene Ontology annotation, molecular function: rRNA binding; structural constituent of ribosome. The record is from RefSeq and is a predicted model, not a curated record. The coding region runs from base 1 to 582 and encodes 193 amino acids. Gene Ontology annotation, biological process: cytoplasmic translation. Gene Ontology annotation, cellular component: ribosome; cytosolic large ribosomal subunit.